AUGGGGCUUGGUACUCAUAUUGUGGAUGUUUCUUUUCGUUCUUCCUCCUCAUUAGUGGUUGGUACAGACUUUUCUUCUUUAUCGACCUUUUCAACCAUUAUCUCUUUUUCUUUUCUCUUUGGUCUCUUUAUAUGUAUCUCUGAAAGUUAUGCUGUGCUAUCUAAUUCAUAUAUUUAUACUGCUUUUGGAGACACAACUUUUUCUACUGAAAAUAUGGAAUAUGCAAUAUUGGACCAUGUAGGCGCUGCUAUAGGCAUUAAGAACAUAGACACUGACAAGUUCCCUUCAUUUACUUCUCUUUGCUCUUGCUUGUUCCCUGCAUCUUCGUCUAAAGAAAAGCAAGAGGAGGUGAAGUUGGCAUGGGAGGCCACCUUGAAACUUUCACUUAGGGACAUAUUUUGUGAGGAAACCCUUUUAGUUGUACGAUCUGCACUUUCUAGCAACUUUGGGCUUCUUUUCUCUCCGUGUGGAUCACCAAGAACAAACUCAUUCCGGAGCGUUGGAAUUGCGAGUGCCUCUUCUCCUAAACUUCAAAACUUUGAAGAAUUAUGGAUGAAGUUGAGGCAAGAGAUUUAUGGAUAUAUGGAUUUGAACUUCAAUAUAUAUUCUCUUGACCGAAAUCCCUCUUGCCAUCGAGUUGGGACUUUGUCGCUUGAGCACCAAGGUUUUGGAGGUCGAGUGCCAUGGUCUAGCUGUGAGCGCGAUGUGGGCUUGCAGCGAGUAGUCAACACGUCAACCUUUUUCUUGAAAAUGGAAAAUGGGUAUGACAGGAUAGUUAAAUUUUGGGUAUCAUUGAUUACAGCACUUGACCAAGGAGAAAUCAAGAUUCUUUCAAUGAAGCUGCUUCAAGAAGAUCCAAUAAUUCUUGAUAGAGUUAUAGUUAAUAGUUACUCUGAUACUCCUUUGCACGUAGCAGCAAUAUUGGGACAUAUCGAUUUUGUGAAGGAAAUCUUAAGACGAAGACCUGAAAUUGCACAAGAAUUGAAUUUAUGUCAAUCAUCGCCUCUCCAUUUGGCAUCCGCUAAAGGUCAUAUCGAGGUAGUUAGAGUGCUGUUAUCAGCUAAUCGUCUAAUGUGCUCAGCUCGUGAUAGAAAUGGUCUGACGCCUCUCCAUCUGGCAGCCAUCAAAGGCCGGAUUGAAGUCGUGAAAGAGUUGGUUCAUGCAAAACCUGAUGCAGCUCGAGUGAUCGUGACUCAAGGUAAGACUAUUCUGCAUUUGUGUGUGAAGUACUAUCAGAUUGAGGCCUUAAAGCUCUUAGUGAAUAAUAUUAGAGAUCAAGAUUUCACAAAUUGUAAAGAUAGUGUUGGAAAUACUAUUUUACACUUGGCAGUAGCUGACAAACAAGUUGAGGUAUGCCAAUACUAUAAUAUUCUUUUACAGUUAAAUUUUUUGCUUAUGGAGUCUGCAGUGGAAGUUAACUCUCAGAAUCUCUAUGGGAUGACUGCAAUGGAUGUUCUGGUCCAUAGUCGGAUUGAUGUGAGGGAUGAAGAAAUUGAAGAAACUCUGAAAUGUGCUGGAGCAUUUAAAUCAACAGAAAACAAUUCAUUAGUCCAAAUUAAUCAUAACAUAACUAGUCCAAGCUCAAAUUUGUCCUAUGAACACCGAGAUUUGUCCUCAAAUGUGAAAAAGAACAGUAGAGAAAAGAUGUUUAAACAAAAAGAUGAUUGGUUGGAGAAAAAACGAAGUGCAUUAAUGGUAGUGGCUUCUUUAAUUGCAACCAUGGCAUUUCAAGUUGGAAUCAACCCUCCGUGUGGAGUAUGGCAGGAUAAUUAUAAGGUUAACUCACAUGGUCAUACUAUAUCAGUAUCCGAUUCUCACAAGGCUGGAGAAUCCAUUUUCGCUCAUAAUCAUCCGGAGGAUUAUAGACAGUUCUUGAUUGCAAAUACAGCAGGACUCAUUGCAUCACUCAGUAUCAUAUUAUUGUUGAUGAGUGGUUUACCUCUAAGGAGGAGAAUAUUUAUGUGGAUUUUGAUGGUGAUCACUUGGAUUGAAAUUACAGCAGUUGCAGUGACUUAUCUCUUUUCAAUAUCUGUUAUAACACCAGAGAAAGAGAGAGAAAAACAAACAAUUGUAAUUUUGAUUGGGUUAUCACUUUAUAUAUGGCUUGGCCUCAUGGUUCUGCUUCUCAUUGGACACACGAUUCGAUUGCUAAUCAAGAUGGUACGAAAGUUAAUAAAAUAUUUGAGCCCGAAAGAAAGGAUUCAAGGUUCGGGAACUACAAGUCAUUGCACUGUCUAAGGUGUUGUUACGUUAUGUCUAGUAAG
Molecule: messenger RNA, 2264 nt
Organism: Olea europaea var. sylvestris
Lineage: Eukaryota; Viridiplantae; Streptophyta; Magnoliopsida; Lamiales; Oleaceae
Product: ankyrin repeat-containing protein ITN1-like
Exons: 13
Coding region: 1-2238 (745 amino acids)
Molecular function (GO): protein binding
Source: RefSeq, a predicted model, not a curated record